Messenger RNA from Solea senegalensis (Senegalese sole), 932 nucleotides. RefSeq names its product mitochondrial ribosomal protein L32 (gene mrpl32). The coding region runs from base 81 to 620 and encodes 179 amino acids. The record is from RefSeq and is a predicted model, not a curated record. The transcript has 3 exons. Gene Ontology annotation, molecular function: structural constituent of ribosome. Gene Ontology annotation, cellular component: mitochondrial large ribosomal subunit. NCBI's taxonomy places the organism in Eukaryota, Metazoa, Chordata, Actinopteri, Pleuronectiformes, Soleidae. Gene Ontology annotation, biological process: translation.
UUUCAGUGACGUAGCGGAAGUACCUCAGUGACCGAUCUGUUUGACAUGUAAGGAGAGGAAACGUGUUUACAGUUAAAAUCAUGAAUUUAGCCACGUUAGUGCACAGUCUCAGACAGUCUUUGCUCCGUAUUGAGAGCAGACUUCUUCAGGCGGCAGGACUAGACCGACAUUUGGCUCCAGCGCUGGCAGUCAGUGGCUCCAGCCUCUUACCUCAGCUCCAGCCUCAGGUGGACCAGGAAGAACAUCAGCAGGAGGAGCAGAUCCCUGGUAUCAUGGACAGCAUCUUGUGGAUGGCAGCGCCCAAGAAAAGACGCACCAUAGAGGUCAAUCGCACCAGAAGGAGAGCUGAGAGUAAACUGAUAAAAGUCAAGAAUAACAUCGAGCCGUGUCCAGAGUGUGGCCACUUGAAGGAGAAACAUAUCAUGUGUGGCUUUUGUUAUGCUAAGGUGUGCAAGGAGACUCGUCUGAUCCGUCAGCAGAUUCAGGCACUGGAAGGAGGCCCAUUGAAGGCACCAGCUGUGGAGACUGUUGUGCUCUACGAGGGUGAGCUGCCAAGUCAGCAAGACGAAGACAAGAGGAUAGUGGAGAGGCCCAGGAAAAGGCCUGCCUGGUUCAGUUAAUGAAGCUGUGUUUGAGGACCUUUGGUUUGACACUGGUGCACUCAGUUACACACUCAUGUAGAGCAUAGUUUGUUCAGGCUGUUGUUUAGUGAAUGAAAUGGGUUCCUUAAACAUAACCUAUCAAAACCAAUACAUUGUCAUUUACACUUGGGAAGUGCUAUACUAUGUAUGUGUGGAUAAGAAGUCUUUAGAGCUGUUGGUGCCAGACAUCUUUGUUAUUUUUUUUUUGAUAUUGCUUAACUGUUUGUCAGUUUGUAAGAAUCUUACUGUACAUUUGAAAGUGUAAGCAAUAAAUUCAUUGAGUAAAACAAU